Messenger RNA from Xenopus laevis (African clawed frog), 2571 nucleotides. RefSeq lists its product as uncharacterized. The transcript has 7 exons. The record is from RefSeq and is a predicted model, not a curated record. Bases 16 to 1557 code for a protein of 513 amino acids. NCBI's taxonomy places the organism in Eukaryota, Metazoa, Chordata, Amphibia, Anura, Pipidae.
GAGGAAGAGAAAAUAAUGAACAAAGGUUACCGUGUGUGUUUCUAUGUGUGUGUGUGUGUGUGUGUAUCAGUUCACAGGCAGAGUGGGACCUGUGAGGACACAAUUCACAACACAUUCAGUGUCGACAAGAAGAGGUUCGUGCGGUGGUGCAAGGGGAGGAGAGCAGCGCAUGGUGCAGUCAGUAAUCUCCAAUGUGAUGCAAUGGCUCCCCCUAGAGAUGAAGUUGUGCAGUACAUAUACGGAGAGUAUGACGGUGUCAGCCUGUUGCUGCUGGGGACCUGCUCUGUUUUAAUCCUCAUUCUGCUGCUUCUCUUGUGCUCCUUCCUUUCACGCUCAAAAAGACCUUCCGUUAAUUUACCUGAAAAGUCCGUCCAAGAAUCUUCUGAGAAAAAAGGGGUCAAGCGGGACACUGACCAAAUCCCUGAAACGCCAGAAACAAACGGAGGUGUUCAUUCAGACCCAGAAUCAUCCCAUCAGAAUAAUCCUCAAAAUAAACAAAAGAGCAACAAUGGGGCAUCUGUCAAAAUCCUGGAAAAUAUACUAAACCAGAAUUCUAAAAUAGAAGAAAAGCCCCCGACUCUGAAAGAACGAAAUCUCCCAUCAAUACCCCGGGACAGUGUAAUUACAGAGAGUGAACUGGAGAAUCCAAAAAGUCAUGAACCCCUCUAUGAUACUGUGAAUAAAAAUGAGCCUCCAGCUUGUAUCAUUAAUGGUAACAGCCAGUCAAAUGGAAGUGUGAAUAAUGAAGAGGCCGCAGGGAAAACGUCUGUCCCUCUUUACUCCAACGUGCCUAGCAAGGACUCCCGCAAAAAGCAUCAAAAACAAGAAAAUGUAUAUGAAGAAUUGAAACCUGAGGCGGAGCCCAGUCCUAACCCAGCACAUGUGCACAAAGGACCAAGUCCUGUCUCCCAAAAGAGUAACUCCCCACAGGACAAUGAAACAUCGUUCCAAAGCCAGGAAAAUACACAAAGUGCAGACCAGAUUCCAAAUUUAAAAGACCGACAUCUCCCUUUAAUACCACAAGAUGAUGCAACUAUACAAUGUGGACUUGAAAAGACAACAAAUGCUGACCCGCUUUACGAUACUGCCGAUGAAAUUCAAGAUGGAGCUACCGUUGCGGAAUCAAGAAUUGAACCACCAAUGUCAAAGUUACCAUUGCCCAUUUUGAAUAUUGAAAUAGAACCAGCUAGUAUUAUUCCUGGGCCUAAUGGUGAUAACAAAUCAGAUGGAAGCUUGAAUAACGGAGAGGCCAAAGAACCAAAGAAAAUAGGGAUCGACCCCCUUUACUCUAUUGUUCGUAAGAACAAGUCAUCUCAAAAGAAACCACCACACCAAGAAAGUUUCGAUGAUGAAAUGAAGCAGGAGCCUGAUACAGAGACAAAUAUUUCUGCUAGUUUUCCUGACCUGAACAGUUCACAAACCUCCCUAGAUAUGGUGUCAAUGGCAUAUCAGCGUGCCAAGAAGAGGGGAAGGGAUGAUACAUCGAUAAACUCUGAACGUGAGGAGCCUCCACCUCUUCCAGAAAAACUAUUCACUGCAGAAGAUGAAAAUCAAUAGAAGGUAACAGAGGAUGAAAAGAAAUUUGCUGCCAGUCAACAAGUUCCUGACAGAUCAUUGGUAAAAAAAGAGCCUCAUCACUACCAGCGGCCACCAAAACCAUCUGUGAUGUUUCCUGCCUGGAAACAGAUGAUGAGCAGCUUUAUUGUGACGUCAUUGUUUUUUUAUCUAAUCUGAACACUAUUAUUGGGAUGUGUUUUGAACACCAUUACUGUGACAUUAUUGAUUCACCUGAAUCUGAUGAUGAUUCCAAUUACGGUGCCAUUAGCUUUUCAGAAUACAACAGAUAACUUUAUUGUGACAUCACUGUUUUUUCACACAUUUGACAAAGACAAAGAACACGAUUGUGGCGAUACUGCCCCUCCAUGUAAAAUAUAAAUCUGAUUGGGGUGACAAAAAGAGGAGAAAUACUUCUCUGACAAAGCAGAUGAAAUGACACCAUUAUUCAAAGGGGUAUUAGAGCUCAGUGACAGCGCGGAGCUCUAACACUCUAACGCCUCGGAAUUUUUCAUUCCUGAAGAAGAUGGGGAGUAACUAUUCCACCAAGCUCUGAAACAAACUCUUGCUGUCACCAUCACUAUAAAAUACGGCAGUUAAAUAAAUUGGCCUCUGAGCACAAAGAAUGAUAUAAAAUACAUGGGAAUACUUUGGGUGCACCCCUUAAUUUGAGCUAAUCAUGAUGAGCAAUGAAAGUGGUGUAGCAGUAACUAAACAAGGAUUCAUUCACAUCUUUCCACAACAAUUUUUCAUCAUAUUGGAUUUUUCCAUGCUGUUAAAAUGAGGCUGCUGCAGACUAAUACAUACAUUUUUACAGUUAUGAUUCGUAAGCCUAGUCUUUGCCCACCAAGGCAACCCAGGUAGGAGAAAUCAAAGGGAUUUGGGCUAAAAAUCUAAUAUAAUAGGGGUGGUCUGCAGUGGCUGUUAACGUUGGCCCAUGUAUUGCCAGGUUAUGUAUUGCAUACUUUAUUAAAGUCUAUAUUUUUAAAUAAAGUUAUAUAGGUUCUUGGAGCAAUA